This is a messenger RNA of Photinus pyralis (common eastern firefly), 1199 nucleotides long. Its product is annotated as phytanoyl-CoA dioxygenase, peroxisomal-like. The transcript is spliced from 7 exons. Bases 223 to 1128 code for a protein of 301 amino acids. Gene Ontology annotation, molecular function: phytanoyl-CoA dioxygenase activity. NCBI's taxonomy places the organism in Eukaryota, Metazoa, Arthropoda, Insecta, Coleoptera, Lampyridae. Gene Ontology annotation, biological process: fatty acid alpha-oxidation. The record is from RefSeq and is a predicted model, not a curated record.
UAACAAUCCCCGCCACUGUAGUCUUAUUGUUUAUCGUGCCUAUUUAUGUCCAACACUUUUUGUUUAUUGUGGAAUUAUUUUGUAAACGUACCUAUAGGUAUCAGAUCAGAAUUUAAAAUUCUAUUUGGUUGAGUGUUUCUAUAGUUCGCGUAACACCGUGGUCAAACCAGAAGUUUUGUAGAGUUCGUGGCACUCAGACGUGCGAAUAAAAUUUGUUACAGGAUGUCCACUCAGAAGUACAAAUACACAAGGAACAAUUUAUAUUUAACGGACGAACAGAGGAAUUUUUACGAAGAGAAUGGCUACAUUCUGUUUCCCAAAUUGGUGGACUUCGCCCUUUUAGACGAGUGCAAGGAUAGAUUUAUAGAGUACUGCAAUGGAAAGCUAAAUACACAACAUAUGACGAUUAUGAAAGAUUCCUCGUUAAAACACAAAAACGUGGAAGGCGAAUUUCUUAUCAACAAGAUCCAAGAUUUUAACUUUGAUGAUGUGCUGUUUAAAUAUGUUCAAUACAAACCAAUGGUUGAUAUAGUAGAAAGCAUAGUCGGUGGGAAUAUCUCGUCUGUUCAUACGAUGUUGAUUAAUAAACCGCCAAACUCGGAGCAGGAUGCCUCUAGACACCCAAUGCAUCAAGACCUGCACUAUUUCCCAUUUCGACCGGCGGAAUGGAUUGUGGCCUCGUGGACGGCAAUGGAAAAGGUGGACGAAUCGAACGGAUGCUUAUUUGUCGUGCCCGGUUCCCAUAAGGGUUCACUGAUGAAACACGAGUAUCCACCGAAUGUUACAAACGCAGCAUACCAUGGAGUUAUGGGCCUGGAUCACGUCCCCACAGUCAACUUAAGAAUGGAAAAGGGCGACACGGUAUUCUUCCAUCCUAUCUUGCUGCAUGGUUCGGGACCAAACAGAACAAAGGGUUUCCGAAAAGCCAUUUCCGCCCAUUACGCAGACAGUAACUGCCACUUUAUUAACGUAACAGGAACCACACAAGACAAUAUAGAAAAGGAAGUACUGAAACUGGCAAAGCACAAAGGGUUUCCUGAAGUAACCUUUAAUAUGGUUUGGAAAGCAAAAAGUCGUUUAAUUAGGGGAGAACCUGGUAAUUUCCAAAAUUUUACAAGCCAUUUGUAAAUGUAUUGUUAUUUCUGAUAAACAUGUAGUUGCUCUUUACAUAUGUGUAAAUAUAUUUUAAUACUUUUUGG